Paramecium tetraurelia is the source of this 2697-nucleotide messenger RNA. RefSeq lists its product as uncharacterized. The transcript is spliced from 4 exons. The annotation marks the transcript as partial. The record is from RefSeq and is a predicted model, not a curated record. NCBI's taxonomy places the organism in Eukaryota, Ciliophora, Oligohymenophorea, Peniculida, Parameciidae.
AUGUAUUUUAAUUAUGAAACUAUUGUUUUGGAAUUUAAAAUUAAUAAAAAGGGUUGUUCUGAAUAGACAGUAGCAACAUAAGGUGAUCAUUCUAAAUAUACUAUGUCCUUAGUGGAAGUUUAUAGAAACGAUUCCAAUUCAAAAUCAUCAAGAGUAAAUUAUUCAGAAAUCACAAAUCAAAGCAGUUUUAGUGUUACUAUUUUAAAUUAUACCUUAACUUCUAGAACUGCAUACACUUUCGAAUAAACAACCCUUGAUGCUUUACUUAAUUUUUCAAUUAAAAGAAACAUUACAAUUGACAUUACCUCUGGAGGUAUACUUUGUUAAUUUUAAGGCACUAAAAAGUUUCAGAAUUAUAGAAAAGAAACUCAUAUAUACAUAUCAUGUAAAGAUUUUGAUACUCAAUAUGACUGGAAUGAGGAUCCUGGUAUUUCAAUAAAUGUUGAAUGUGCUGACCUGACUAUGAAUUCACUUUGUAAGAAUUUAAAUCAAAAAUUAAUCUAAAUCAAUAAAACUGAAAGUGUCCAAGUAAUUCCCAAAUAAACUAUCAAACCUUACACUAUUUAAAGUUGGUCAGUAGUGGCUUCAAAAAACUAAUACUCAGAUAUGUUUAAAUAAAAUAUUGUCUAUUUAGAUAAUGAUUUUAAAUUAUUGAAUGUAACUUAUAGUAAAGGGUAUUUAAUGAGGGCAAUAAAUAACUUUGAAAAUUUGGAGUUCACUUUUACUAUUCCUUUUGAAGAUAGGCAGUAUCUUGUCGAUUAUCAAGUAGCUAUUAUUUAUAACUUCAAACUUGUAUAGAUAUUAUUAUCUGAAUACUUUUAAUAAGAAUUUCGUAUGUUUGACUAAUUUUAGGAAUUUACAAAAGGAGAUAAAACAAAUCUGAACUUUUUGGCUUAAUUUACAAAUGAAAUAAUACCUAGUCAAGAAGAUUUAUAAAUAAAUGUUAAUUAGCCUCCUACAUGUUUAGUCAGUUUAAGUGACUAAACAGUUUAAGCUUUUAAACCCUAAAAGGUAAUUACAGUUUGCCAUUUUUCUGAAUCAGCUCCUUUUACUUACCAAUUGAGAUAUUUUCUUUAAAAAUAAGAUUUAAUUGAUUUUCUGAAUAGAACAACUGAUUAUUCAUUAAUCUUGAGCAGUUAUUCAAGUUCUUAUACUGUAUAAGUCACUCUUCCAUUCUCUGAUGGCAUUCUUCUAAUUUAGGCAAUGGAUUCAAAAGGAUCUUACUUAAAUAUUGAAAAAUAGCUAAAUGUAACAAAGACUGUGCUCAAUUGUUCCUAGAACAAAAUUCAGUAAUAGAAUUUAAAUUUCUAAAUUUCAUUAUUAUUAGAAAUUGUAUUGAAUCAUUACGACGAUUAAAUUUUAUAUACAAAUAUACAAACCUAUUUGAGAGCUGAUAAUAUUGAUGAUCAAUUGUUAGUAUAUCAAACUAUUAAAUUGUAUAAAAGAAUAAUUCAAAAUAAAGAUUCGUACUCUUCUUCUAGAUUAUAAAAUGAAAAUUUAAACAGUUGUUUUGAAAAUUUCACAAAAACCUUUUAUGUCAACAUUACAAAUGUUAAUAUUUCAUUAACUGUCACUCCACCUAGUUUGCUAGAAGAACUAAAAUAAAUUAUGUCAAUCACUCAGAAAAUGAUAAAAAAGCUUGCAGAUUUUAAUGAAUAAAUUCUCCAAAAAGAUGUGUUCUUGGAUGAAAAAUUGUAUUAAAAAAAAUAAGCUAUUAUAAACUCUUUAUCAGCUAUAUUGUAUUUAACUGAUGAUAUCUUCCUUAAAAUCCCAAAAGCCACUAUUACUUCCAAUUAAGAUAAAGAUUAGAUUAUUAAUGUAGCAGAAGGAUUAAUAAGUCUGAUUGAAAAGAUUGCAAAGCAUCUUAAUAUUCAAGCAAAGGUUAAUGGGUUUCAAUUAAGUAAUAAUGGACUAAUUCUAAUAUGGUAAUUAUCCAAAAAUACAAAAGAAAUGAUAAAUAAACAAUUUAAUAUUGAAAGAGAUUUAUUAGAUGGAUUAAUUGAUUUUGUUUAGAAAGAACAAAUAGAAUUAAAUUACAACUAUUUAAAUUUAUCUCAAAAGUUAUAAUCCUAAUUGCAAAAAUUCUUUAAUUUAACUAUUCUCGAAAUAAAUGAAAAGACCUUGAAGAAAGCUACUUUAAAGAAUCAUCUUUAUAAUGAUCGUUAUAUUGAUUAUCAAUCUGCACCUAGAUAAUAUAUAAUGGACAUGCUUUAAACUCCAUAUUGCUAAGAACAAGUUUCUUAAGAAAAACUCUAUUCAUAUGAUUGUUUUAAUAUCAAUAAGGAUGGAAAUUUCUAUAAAUGUGAAUUAUCAACUGAAGAAAUUGAUAAUAAAACUGUAUAAAUAUCUUGUAAAUGCCAACAAUUAGGAAUUUCAUAAGAAAAUAUCUCUUAUUCUCAAAAUGAGAAUAAAAUUGAAGAUAAUAAUCUAAUAUUAAAUGAAUACCCAAUUUUACUGUUUCAUGGUAUUUUCAUUGCAUUUUCUUACUUCAUUUAUUUUGAAUUAGUCUCAAUUGAAAUUAAAUAAUAACAAACACCAUAAAAUUCUAGAAUAGAUUGUGAAAUAGUAUAGAUGAAAUUUAUGAAUCAGGAAAACAUAAGAUAUUCAACCAUUAUCCAGGAACUUUAGCAGUUUUCAAAAUAUGCUUCAAGUUCAUUCAUGAAGUAUUAUCUUGCUUUAAUGCUGUAAAUACAACUC